Messenger RNA from Nylanderia fulva, 624 nucleotides. The record is from RefSeq and is a predicted model, not a curated record. NCBI's taxonomy places the organism in Eukaryota, Metazoa, Arthropoda, Insecta, Hymenoptera, Formicidae.
AUGCGCGCGGGGUGCCACGUCAAAUUACCGCCAAAAAUUGUGACAAAGAAAGCGGUUGUUAAUGUGCGAUCAGCGGACAAUGCGUGUUUCGCAUGGUCAGUGGUGGCCGCUCUGUACCCCGCUGAUAUACAUGUGGAUCGGGAAUCCUCUUAUCCGCAUUACAUCACAGUGCUGAAUCUCCAAGACAUUGAGUUUCCAGUGACUGUUAAUCAAAUUAAAAAAUUCGAACUUGCAAACGACAUCUCCGUAAACGUGUACAUCAUCGAGAACAAGAACAUCGUCCCGCUACGUCUUUCGGGAAAAAAGAAGGACAGACACGUCAAUUUGCUGUACGUGGAGGACGAACACGGGCAUUUCGCGUGUAUAAAAAAUCUGUCUCGCCUCGUGAACUCGCAACUAAGCAAAAAAGCUCAUAAAAAAUUAUAUGCGAUCGGUAAAUGUUUACACUAUUUCGGAGCGGCGGAUAAAUUGCAGGCGCAUACAGAAGAUUGCGGGAAACUGAACGACUGUGCUAUUCGGUUGCCGAGCGAGAAUGACAAGUGGCUCAGCUUCGACAAUUACACGAGGAAAGAACGGCUUCCAUUCAUCAUGUACGCCGAUCUGGAGUGUGUUUUGGCAAAGACC